This is a messenger RNA of Rhipicephalus sanguineus (brown dog tick), 806 nucleotides long. RefSeq names its product signal peptidase complex subunit 2 (gene Spase25). The record is from RefSeq and is a predicted model, not a curated record. The transcript is spliced from 2 exons. Bases 16 to 696 code for a protein of 226 amino acids. Gene Ontology annotation, biological process: protein targeting to ER. Gene Ontology annotation, cellular component: signal peptidase complex; membrane. NCBI's taxonomy places the organism in Eukaryota, Metazoa, Arthropoda, Arachnida, Ixodida, Ixodidae.
CACCCUACAGGAACCAUGGUGUCGAAGGCAUCGCUCUCGCGGCCGACUACGCGUCAGAAGCGUCAUCAUUCCGGACUGACUACCAUGGCGUCGAAGCGUGCGCAAGACACCGGUGACACGUCGAGUGCUGAGAAAGAGGCUGAAAAGCCGGUCAGAAUUGACAAGUGGGACGGGUCUGCUGUGCGAAAUGCCCUAGACGACGCAGUGAAGAAAGUACUGACCGAAAAGUAUGGCUACGUGGAAAACCACCGGCUGACCGACGGCCGACUGGCCAUCUGUAGCAUCGCCGUUGGAGCUGCGAUGUUCGCGCUGUUGUGGGACUUUCUGUACCCGUUUCCCGAGUCGAGAACGGUCCUCAUUGCCUGCGUGCUCUCCUACUUUUUCCUAAUGGGCGUCCUGACGCUGUACACUACCUUCCUCGAGAAAGGCAUCUUCCUCGUGGCGCUGCAAAAAGACAAAACCGGCUUCGACCCCGACAGUGUCUGGACGGUGAGUUCGUCGCUGAAGCGCUUCGACCACAUUUAUCAUCUGCAGAUUCAUUACAAGGACGGAAAAACGAAAAAGACGCGCGAGGCCAAACUUGAGAAGUCAAUCGCCAGCUGGUUCGACGAAAACGGCACCCUGGUCGGCGACCUCUUCGAUCCUGAGGUGUGCAAGCUUCACAACAGCCUGCUGAGCGAGAAGAAGGAAAAGUGAACUGUUGUUCAUAUAUAAGGCACUGUUACUGUUCCUUGUGGUGUUUGGGUGAAGCGGGGUCCGGGAUAUUUUUUUUCUAAGGUAAUAAAAUAAUCGUCGUAACAUGUUAA